AUGAAUUGGGCUAACGAGAGCUCCCCAAGAGAGUUUAUACUACUUGGCUUCUCAGACAGGCCCUGGCUACAAAUGCCCCUGUUGGUGCUCCUACUAAUAUCAUAUACAUUCACCAUCUUUGGCAAUGUGUCCAUCAUGAUGGUGUGCAUUCUGGAUCCCAAACUUCAUACGCCCAUGUACUUCUUCCUCACUAAUCUCUCCAUCUUAGAUCUGUGCUAUACCACAAGCACAGUCCCUCAUAUGGUGACCAAUAUUUGUCGCAACAAAAAGACCAUCAGCUACGGUGGCUGUGUGGCACAGCUCAUCAUCUUCCUGGCCCUGGGAGCUACCGAGUGUCUCCUCCUGGCCGUCAUGUCCUUUGACAGAUAUGUGGCUGUCUGCAAACCGCUGCACUAUGUAGUUAUUAUGAAUCGCUGGUUCUGCUUAAGAAUGGUAGCCUUCUCAUGGUUCACUGGCUUUGGUAAUUCAGUGCUGCAGUCUUCCUUGACCCUUAGCAUGCCGCGCUGUGGUCACCAGGAAGUGGACCACUUUUUCUGUGAGGUGCCUGCCCUUCUCAAGUUGUCGUGUGCUGACACAAAACCUAUUGAAGCCGAGCUCUUUUUCUUUAGUGUGUUAAUUCUGCUCAUUCCAGUGACAUUGAUCCUCAUUUCCUAUGGCUUUAUAGCUCAAGCAGUAUUGAGAAUCAGGUCAGCAGAAGGACGACGAAAAGCUUUUGGGACAUGUGGGUCCCACAUGGUUGUGGUGUCUCUCUUUUUUGGUACAGCCAUCUACAUGUAUCUACAACCACCUUCAUCCACCUCUAAGGACUGGGGAAAGAUGGUCUCCCUCUUCUAUGGGAUCAUCACACCCAUGUUGAACCCCCUUAUCUACAGCCUUAGAAAUAAAGAUAUGAAGGAGGCCUUCAAGAAGGUGAGGCCAAGAAUCUUUUUCUGUAAGAAAUAA
Molecule: messenger RNA, 942 nt
Organism: Suricata suricatta (meerkat)
Lineage: Eukaryota; Metazoa; Chordata; Mammalia; Carnivora; Herpestidae
Product: putative olfactory receptor 2B3
Exons: 1
Coding region: 1-942 (313 amino acids)
Biological process (GO): G protein-coupled receptor signaling pathway
Cellular component (GO): membrane
Molecular function (GO): olfactory receptor activity; G protein-coupled receptor activity
Source: RefSeq, a predicted model, not a curated record